UAUGAAAGUCAAUUAAAUUAAAUAAACCUGAGGUAAAAUUCUCCUGUUUUUAAAUUAAUUGGUACAUUUUAAGUGUUUUUAUUUAUUGGACCAUUUAUUAAAUUCUAUUAAUUUUAAUUAUGACAGUUUUGGUCUUUCAUAUAUGCAUUUGUUUUCAUUCAGUUCUUUUUAUUUGCAUGCAUGUUGAAUUUUUUUGCUUUCAUUAUGUUUGUGGAAGGACAUAUUGCACUAUUCUUGCAUCACAGCUUUUCUUACAGCYGUGUGUGAAUGGAGAGUGUGCUGAGACAGAGGAAUGUUUAUUUUUACUGUGUAACCUUUGCAUGAAGUAGCUCUGACAGACAGCUGAAUGAAUGUUUGGCAGAAUAUUUUUACUGUGGAAAGCUUGCAGUGAUUUGGAGAAGCUGUAAUCUUCAGAUUUUAAAAUUAAAAAGAAUUAAACAUAUGCAUACUGAAUGCAUACUGAUGUUGAAAGAUUCUUAAAUGAAUGCUUCAAAAUGGCCACUAAAAGGUAAUCAGUGUACAAAAGUUAAACAUAACAAACAAUUUAGACAAAACCUAAUCAUUUAGUUGUAUAAGCACCAGUUUAUAUCACAACGUAUUUAUAUCACAGAAUAAUUAUUAUAUUAUUCCUGCAAUAAUCUGCCUCCUAAUCUUUGRUUAUGGUUACUGUGAGGUUUGAUUUAGUUGUGGUUCUAAUGAGCAGCAUGGCAUUUCUGUUGGAUUCUGUCUCACCCAGUUAUGUUGUUGUUUGUGUAGGUGGUGUUCUUUUUGUUGUCUCCUCAGCCCUGCAUGACUCAGUGCUAUUCAAACUCAACACUAGGUAUAAAACUGAACUGACGUUUUCUGUAAUCCCUCCCCCCCAGUAGAAAAAAGAGAUUCAGUUGGUUAUGGAUGAUUAGUGCCUGCAUUUGUUUAUUUGGUUAAACAGAGGUCAGAAAUGUGAUGAGGUCAUCACCAGCUCAGUGAAAUCUGGGUCCGUAUUCCUGUGGGUCUUCAGCCAAACUGCCAAUCUGUCUGUCCUGCUGCCUGAACAUUUUCAUGUGAAUACACUCCCAAUAUUUCUAAAAACUCUUAUUCAUCAGCAUGCUCCUUUUGUCCACAACAAAUUGUGGAUAUAGACACUGGGUUUCAAACAUGUAAUUGUGGCAUAUGGGCAUCCUGUCGAUCUUUUACACUUAAAAUAUGUCAAAGUUACUUCUUUUGAUAAGAUCUUCAAGACUUAGMAACAGUCAGAUGUUUCAGGGUUUUCUUCCAGAGAUGGUUUAAAAACAGAAGAAUUCAAUGACCCACUUAAACAAAACAUCAAAUUCAAAUGUUUAAUGGAAAUAGAAACUGUAAUAUUACUAAUACCAACAUUAACCAACAAGAAAUCCUGCUGUGUUCCACUGAGUAAAUGUGUUUUAUAGAUGCCACUGUCAAUAUUUAAUAAUUACUAACGCUUUCAUGAUUAUUUUAAAGUGAAACCUGACAUUUUAUAAAAUGUUUUAUUAGAUAUAUUCUGGACUUUUUUAUAAACAAUCAAUCAAAAAUGCAACAAUGAGCUUUAAGUACUUUAGGUUUAAUGCAAAAUGGAAGUUGACAUUUACCACAGAAGGAAAUGGAAAUGUGUAUUAGGUUUAACAUUAAAUAUACUAUUAGUGCAACAGUUUUACAUARUGCAUUUAGAUUAUCUGCAAUUGUGAGGAAAACCAGCAGAAAUUGCCAGAUAAGCUGAGAGCAACUAGUUUAUGACCAAAUGAACCAAAUUAAUUUUCAAUCAAAUGAACAAGGCUGAAUUUUGACAUAAAUGACACAAAGGAAAGCAAUAUUUCAUAUUAUUUCUUAUUCAUUUAAUUUAGAAAUGCUACUAAAUUUUCAAAUGAAGCAUUUGGUUGAACCACACCCUCUGACAGGCAUUAAAAUGAUUUGUGUAGUUUUACUGGUGAUGAAAGCAACWCAUUUCAGAUUUUAUUUUCGAAGUCGACACUAAAUUAUAGAUUUAUUUAUCGUGUCAACUUUUCAGUGUUUUAGUUGCAUCUCUCAUGUUGUGCRUUUAAUUUUAGCAUCAACAGCAACAAGAGUUAUUACAUCAGCUGUGAUUAAUUUAGGGAUUAUUGUUGGACCACUAAAUCCAUGAAAUAUUAAUCAUUGCUGGAACUUCCUGGUUCUCCGCCAUGCAGCUCUGCUGGCUUGUCUCGUGCUGUGGGGCAAAGAUACACGCUGUUCUUUUUUCCAAGCUUAGAGAAUGAUUUUUUUUGGGGGGGUGGGGUCGGUUGUUUGUUUGAAUGAGAUGUAGGCUAUACUGUAAAGCCCAGCUGAUGAGCACACUCCCAGUCUGGCCUCUUCCUUUCUCUGGAUGAAUCCUAAAGGAGCUUAAACUCUAAUAUCCUGAUGGGAAAAGGGUUUGAUUUAAGCCUGCAGAAAGCACUGAAGCACCACCAGGAUGCUAAAAAAUAUCAGUUGCAUCUCCGAAUAAAAGAGUUGCUUUUGAUGCUGACUGGUUGAGUGCGAAUAUGAACGCACUCAGCUUUUCUUGGGAUGGUUUUUGUCUUCUUGAAGAAGGAUUUUUAGAAGCAGAACCGUGAAGAAGAGUCAGAUUUUGGAUCUGGAACGUUGUUCUCGUAGUUUUAGAAAAAUGAUUCCAACAAAGAUGUUAGUGUACAGGGGCCCUGAUGGAGGCACACAUACUGAUACGCUUCUAAAUACAMCAAAUACAACAAGACGCAAGAAGUCGACUGGAGAGCUUUUUCAGAAUGGCUACAGGGUCAGGAUGGGCCACGGGCAGGUCCACGACAAAGAGGACCAGGACAGCUUCUGUUUCAGCCUCGGUGGAUGCUUUCACCUAAUCUCCUACUGGGGUAAGACCUGCAGGAAAAAAAAUAAGGGGAAUCUCUCUAAUGCUUUAGAUUGGCAUGUCCAGAAUGAUCUGGACACUUUGUGUCAGCGGGAGCAGGUUCAGGAUCUGGCAGCUGGAGUUUGAGCUCCUGAUGUGGCGAAAGUUGAACAGAUGUUCUGAGAAGGCAGACUGCAGCGUACUUCAUUUUCUAAAAAUAAAUAAAUUAAAAAUGCUUAUUUACACUUUGAAUUAUUUUUAGCUGAAUAAUGUGCUGUAACAUUUUUGAUUUGUGUGCMCUGGCUUUCACACAGAUUUGAUUCAGUGGGGAAAUUCAUCAAACCAAUUAAUGCAGAUGGAUUUUACUAGAUCAUAAUUCUCCCUACACCCUGAAAUCUGCAGCGYUUGCAGCUUGUUUCAUUCUCAGUUUGUUUUAAUUGCUUUGCUAUUUAAGGUGGGUUGGUGUUCAUUUUAGCAGGUUAACUGUGGCGCGCUCAAAUUAAUCAGUUUAGGUUUUGAGAUUUUUAAGACAGAAAUAACACUAAUCAUUGUAUGAAGAAGGUCAUGAUAUCACAUUGCUUUGAUGGGAUGCAGAAGCUGUUGGUUACGUCAUCCUUAAACUGUUGGCAACAGACACUGGCUUCAUUUUUUUCCCUUCUAUAAAUACCCCUAAAUUUGAGAUUUGACGUCACAUCUGUUUACUCAUUCAGUUUAGCUUUGGCACGUCCACCUGUUAUUCCUCCAGGUUUUCAUCUCUCUCUCAUUCUGAGUUUUGUAUCAGGUAGAUGUAGGCGUGUUGUGAGACUCGCAGGCAAAAAAAGCUGUGCUUUGAGCUGAUGAGGAAACAACUGAGAUGCAGAGCCUCUUUUUAUAUUUUUUACCAUUCUGAAAGGGUUCUUUUUGUGCAGUAAGUCUUUGUGUUGCUCGAUCAGUCUGGAGUAAAAAAGUUUUUUAUUGUUAUGAACGCUUUGAAGCUAGUAAAUAUGGACGAAAGCCUGAAAGGUUUGAGGUUUUUAAGGGCCUUAAGGUUGAUUCAGUUCUCAGAAAUUUUACAGUUUUUGAAUAUACUAAAGACGAGCAACUCAAUUAAGCUGGUCAACUUGUGUUCAAUCUUCAUAAGCACAUGGCUAACAGCUGCUGGGUUCAUCCACUUGGUGGAAAACUCAGGGGAUCCUUGGGAAAACUUCCAAAAUUCCCAAGCACUUUCCUACUGGGAAUGUGUCUACCUGUUAAUGGUUACCAUGUCCACUGUCGGCUAUGGAGACGUUUAUGCAAAAACCACCCUCGGUCGCUUGUUUAUGGUCUUCUUUAUCCUUGGUGGUUUGGCCAUGUUUGCAAGCUACGUCCCUGAAAUCAUAGAGUUAAUAGGAAACCGCAAGAAAUAUGGUGGUUCCUAUAGUGCGGUUAAUGGGAGAAAGCACAUUGUGGUCUGUGGUCAUAUAACACUCGAGAGUGUGUCAAACUUCCUAAAAGACUUCCUACACAAGGACAGGGACGAUGUCAAUGUAGAAAUUGUUUUUCUCCAUAAUAUUUCCCCUAAUCUUGAGCUGGAAGCCUUGUUCAAGCGCCAUUUCACCCAGGUAGAGUUUUACCAAGGAUCUGUCCUAAACCCACAUGACCUGGCCAGAGUCAAGAUUGAAUCAGCUGAUGCCUGCCUGAUUUUGGCGAACAAAUACUGUGCUGACCCCGAUGCUGAGGAUGCAUCCAACAUUAUGAGAGUAAUAUCCAUAAAGAACUAUCAUCCAAAGAUCAGAAUAAUCACCCAGAUGUUGCAGUAUCACAAUAAGGCCCACCUUUUGAACAUCCCAAGCUGGAACUGGAAGGAGGGAGAUGAUGCUAUUUGCCUUGCAGAGCUGAAGCUCGGCUUCAUUGCUCAGAGCUGCCUGGCACAGGGCCUCUCCACCAUGCUGGCCAACCUUUUCUCCAUGAGGUCCUUCAUCAAGAUUGAAGAGGACACAUGGCAGAAGUAUUACCUUGAAGGAGUAGCUAAUGAGAUGUACACAGAGUACCUUUCAAGUGCCUUUGUGGGUUUGUCCUUCCCAGUAAUUUGCGAACUCUGUUACGUGAAGCUCAAGUUGCUCUUGAUAGCYAUAGAGUACAAGUCUGAUCAGAGAGAAAGCAGCACCCUGAUCAACCCAGGGAAUCAUGUGAAAAUGCAGGAGGGGACAUUGGGGUUCUUCAUUGCAAGUGAUGCCAAAGAAGUGAAGAGAGCGCUGUUUUACUGCAAGGCCUGUCACGAUGAUAUAACCGAUCCCAAAAGAAUAAAGAAAUGCGGAUGCAAGAAAUCCAAGAAGCCCAACUACAAGAAAAUGCGACUGGCAUGUUGUUUUGAUAGCGGCCACUCAAAACGAGGCUGCUCUUGCAUGCCGGUUAAUGUGCGUUGUAACUCAGACUCCCCUCGACGGAACAUCCCACUCUCUGCUGUCUCUGUUAAUGAUUGCUCAGCCACUUUACGUGCCUCUAAAAAUAGCUAUAAUGGAUAUAUCAAAUCAAUUGAAGAGGACCAACAGUCAACGCUCUCCCCCAAAAAGAAGCAACGUAAUGGAGGCAUGAGAAACUCUCCAAACUCCUCGCCCAAGAUAAUGAGACAUGACCCACUCCUCAUCCCAGGCAGCGAGCAGAUUGAGAGCAUGGACGAAAACGUAAAGAAAUAUGACUCAACGGGGAUGUUUCACUGGUGCCCAUCCAAAGACAUCGAGAAGGUCAUUCUGACCCGAAGUGAAGCGGCCAUGACUGUUCUAAGUGGACAUGUGGUUGUGUGCAUAUUUGGAGACGUAAAAUCUGCGCUGAUUGGUCUUCGUAACUUUGUAAUGCCUCUGAGAGCGAGCAACUUUCACUACCAUGAGCUGAAACACAUUGUGUUUGUUGGUUCCCUGGAGUAUCUAAAGCGAGAGUGGGAAACGCUACACAAUUUCCCCAAAGUAUCCAUUCUGCCAGGUACACCGCUGAGCAGGGCAGAUCUGAGGGCUGUCAACAUAAACCUCUGUGACAUGUGUGUCAUCUUGUCAGCCAAUCAGAACAAUAUUGACGAUGCAUCACUGCAGGACAAAGAAUGCAUCUUGGCGUCGCUCAACAUCAAAUCCAUGCAGUUUGAUGACAGCAUUGGGGUCUUACAGGCCAAUUCUCAAGGCUUUACUCCACCAGGAAUGGAUAGAUCUUCUCCUGAAAACAGCCCAGUCCAUGGAUUAGUAAGGCAGACCUCUGUCACUACUGGAGCAAACAUCCCCAUCAUAACAGAACUAGCACCAUUAGCAAAGCAAGGCAAAAAAGUGCCUGUGAUUUCAUUCAGUCAGGAUAAAAGCAGUGGGACCAGCAUACAAAUGAUAACUGAGCUGGUUAAUGACUCCAAUGUUCAAUUCCUGGACCAAGACGAUGACGACGACCCAGAUACGGAGUUAUACCUCACUCAGCCUUUUGCCUGUGGAACAGCAUUCGCAGUCAGCGUGCUGGACUCCUUAAUGAGUGCUACAUACUUCAAUGAUAAUAUCCUCACCUUGAUCCGGACGUUGGUAACAGGCGGGGCGACGCCGGAGCUCGAGGGGCUGCUGGCUGAGGAGAAUGCAUUACGUGGAGGCUACAGCACGCCACAGACCCUGGCGAACAGGGACAGGUGUCGCGUGGCACAGCUGGCCUUGUACGACGGGCCCUUUGCUGACCUCGGGGAUGGUGGUUGUUAUGGUGACCUGUUUUGUAAAGCCCUGAAAACGUACAACAUGUUGUGUUUUGGCAUCUAUCGAUUGCGAGAUGCUCAUCUGAACACACAAAGCCAGUGUACCAAACGGUAUGUCAUAACCAACCCACCAUAUGCAUUUGAGCUGGUGCCGUCAGACCUGAUAUUCUGCCUGAUGCAGUUUGACCACAACGCUGGCCAGUCUUGGACCAGUCUUUCGCACUCAUCUCACUCUUCACAUUCGUCAAGCAAAAAGAGCUCCUCUGUCCACUCAAUCACAACUGCAAACCGAACGAAUCGCACCAAAAGCAGGGACUCACGAGACAAACAAAAUGCAACAAGGAUCAAUAGAGUGGGGCAAGAAAAGACAUGGUUUAUAGAUGAGCCAGAGAAAACCCACCUGAGGACCCUGCAGAUCAAUCCUGUGAAUACCCUUGCCGUCAAACAAAUCAGUCAGAAUAAACCCACAAGCAGCUUGAUUCAGCCCAUCAGAGAAGCAGAGGACGAGUGCUGACAGCUUGAUGCCUGGACUCCCAGAGAGGACUUGUUGUGUUGAGCUGUCAGACUGGAAUUCGGGACAUCUCAUCUGCAAACAGAAAUCAUCACUUCACAUUAGACGAGACGAGAACUGCUUCUUUUCCUUCUUCUUUCACCGCAGCAGCAACUUCAUUUGAGCUAAUUUUGAACAUGCUGACAAUCACAGUCAACUGUUAGUUUGCACAAUGACCUUGUAAAAUCGACCAGAUGCUCUAGUUUUAGUUUUUGAUGCGAGAAUGAGGGUCACUUGAAGAGUAAUGUUAAAAAAAAAGACUACCAGAGGUUAUUAUCACCAUUACCAGACAUCUUAUUCUGUUAAAGUCGCCUUUUUAGUUGUUUAUGAACAACCACUGCAGUAAAGUCACUCAGUAUUGUUGAAUUAAUCUGUACAGUUUUUGUUUUACAUCCACCCCCACCCCACCAGAAUGGCUUAGUUGGUGACUGACUUUCUUUGCCAUUUUGAGCUAAUUCACAACAUUUGUGACAGUUACGACGGCCAGCGGCCAUAUUUAAAUGGCAUUUGGCCCCAGCCUUAUCUCUAUCCAUAUACACUUGUCUUAGCUUUGCCUUCUAAAGUUUCUAAACGCUUCUUUUUGUUUCAGUCACCAAACUCCCAAAAAUGUCUCCAAAGAUGAAGAUUGUUUUGCCAUUUAUGAUAGAGCUGUUUUGUUGGCGAUCUCUCACACCCAUCAUUACAAUGUAAGAGCUUUACAGAAAAUUCUAUAGCCAGCUUCUACAAAGCGUGGCACAGUACUUUAAAGUCUUUAGGCAAGUUGAACGUUAAAGCCACAUAUCGCAUGAAGUGGGCAUCUAUAAGUCCUCCCUUGGCUGUAAGCACUGCCUGACACAGGAUUGUCUUGGAGGACAUGAGGCAACUUGAUCGUACUCCAUGACCAAUCUUAACGCCAUAGUCGCUACAUUUUGUGGAUACUUGACAAACAGCUCUAUCAUAGAACCAAUUUUCAUGUGUUCAGACAGCACCUUCAUGAAUGAUCUCUUUUUAUUUUGUAUAUUCAUAAAACUAAAGCAGUAUGUUUUGAACUGGAUACACAGAACGCAGAGUGUCAUUGGAAUGAAUUAUGUCUUAUAUAAAUAAUGAAUUAUAGCUAUAUUGGCACUGUUGUCACUUUACUUCAGGAUCUGUGAGUGGGACGGAAAUACGAAAGACAACAUUAGUCCGUGACAUUCUAAAUCCACAGAUGAUGCAUCACAGCCUAGUCUAGGAUUUGUGUUCCAUGUUUUUUUAAACCUGUUGUGACAUUUUUGCUGGCACAGAGAACAUCCAAGCUGUCCAUCCUUCAGUGCCAGUAAUGUGCCAGGCAGUGCUGAAGCCAACGGAGGACUCGAGGAAGACCCACUGCUGCGAAAAGGGGCUUCUAGUUUAGCUGUCUAACCACAACUGUGGUAAACAAUUUCCAAAUGUCUUAAAAACUGAUUUUUUUCAUCACAAUUUUAAAAAGCAAUGCAUUUGAUGUAAAUCUGUACAUAUUCAUGUAAAGUAAUUAUUUGUGUGUGUUCUUGUUUGACAGUAACUGUGGUGUUGAGACAUUCAGCAUUGCAGACUAAUUUCUAUCAUUUUGUGCAGGUUUUUUUUAAGCACGACUUAUCAAAACAAUGGCGAUCCUAAGAUAUCUUUCAUUACACAUAAACACAGUUUAUUGUCUUGUGUAAAUAGCCUUGUAUAUAAAAUGUACAUGAUUUCAUUUUGUAUUUUCACAAAUUAAAAGCAGAUGUAUUGUGUUCUAUA
Messenger RNA from Austrofundulus limnaeus, 8766 nucleotides. Its product is annotated as calcium-activated potassium channel subunit alpha-1. The record is from RefSeq and is a predicted model, not a curated record. NCBI's taxonomy places the organism in Eukaryota, Metazoa, Chordata, Actinopteri, Cyprinodontiformes, Rivulidae. Gene Ontology annotation, biological process: potassium ion transmembrane transport. Bases 3772 to 6996 code for a protein of 1074 amino acids. Gene Ontology annotation, molecular function: large conductance calcium-activated potassium channel activity. Gene Ontology annotation, cellular component: postsynaptic membrane. The transcript is spliced from 28 exons.